AUGCGUUCCACACUUGUUUCCUUUGCUAUCGCCUCCCUGGCCACCGCCGCUGCCGCGCGGACUUCACGCCGCCACCCCGCCCACGUCCGCCGGCAGACCGGCCCCGUCGCUCCGGGGACCGCCUCAGACUGCACCUACUACGACACCGCCGUCGACAGGUCCUACAACUGCGACUUUUUCCAGAUCGAAUGGGGUCUCUCGGCUCCUGACUUCCUGGACUAUAACCCCAGCGUCGGCGCCGACUGCUCCGGCAUCGUCGUCGGAAACUCCUACUGGGUGGAGGUCAACUACGGUCUCCCCCGUCCAACAACAAGAGUCACGGCAACCUUGCCCGCGACCACCACCGCCGCCGUGCCCGUGACCACCACCGGGCCCUCCAAGCCCUCUCCCACGCAGGAGGGCCUCGCCGAGGACUGCACUGCCUUCUAUUUCGCCGUCAGCGGCGACACCUGCGACAAGAUCGUCUCCGCCUACGGCAGCACCUUCACCUUCGCCGACUUCUACAAGUGGAACCCGGCUGGCAUCGUCAACAAGUACGGUACCUUUGACCUGAACCAGUUCUACGGCUGGAACCCGGCAGUGGGCAACACAUGCUCAGGACUCUGGCUCGGUUACUACUACUGCAUUGCUGUCACGGACACCCUAACCACUACCAGCACGACCGCCGCCCCGGCCCCUCCCGCCGAAACCUGCAACCCAUCCGCGCCUACGCCCACGCAGCCGUCCGCUAUCUGCGGCUGCAAGAAAUGGCACCUGAUCGACAGCGACAACACAUGCGACGCCAUCACCAAGCAGUACGGCGUCACUCUUUCCGACUUCACCAGUUGGAACCCCAGUGUGGGAUCCACGUGUACCAGCCUAUGGCUUGGAUACUACGUAUGCGUAGCCAAGUGA
Messenger RNA from Colletotrichum costaricense, 894 nucleotides. RefSeq lists its product as uncharacterized. The coding region runs from base 1 to 894 and encodes 297 amino acids. The record is from RefSeq and is a predicted model, not a curated record. Lineage: Eukaryota; Fungi; Ascomycota; Sordariomycetes; Glomerellales; Glomerellaceae. The transcript is spliced from 4 exons.